This is a messenger RNA of Myiozetetes cayanensis, 813 nucleotides long. Its product is annotated as homeobox protein CDX-1-like. The record is from RefSeq and is a predicted model, not a curated record. Gene Ontology annotation, molecular function: RNA polymerase II transcription regulatory region sequence-specific DNA binding; DNA-binding transcription factor activity, RNA polymerase II-specific. The coding region runs from base 1 to 813 and encodes 270 amino acids. Gene Ontology annotation, biological process: anterior/posterior axis specification; embryo development; cell differentiation. The transcript is spliced from 3 exons. Lineage: Eukaryota; Metazoa; Chordata; Aves; Passeriformes; Tyrannidae. Gene Ontology annotation, cellular component: nucleus.
AUGUACGUGAGCUACCUCUUGGAGCAGGACAGCACCAUGUACCCGGGCUCGGCCAGGUGCGCCGCCAACACCCUGCCAGGGCAGGGCUUCGUGUCCGCCCCCCCCUACCCCGAGUACAUGGGCUACCACCCCGUGCCAGCCCUGGACACCCACGGGCAGCCGCCGGGGCCCUGGGGCUCCCACUUUGGCCCGCAGAGGGAGGACUGGAACGCGUACGGGCCGGGCCCCUCCGGCGCCGCCACCGCCCAGCUCAGCGCCUCGUCCCCCGCGCAGGGCUCCUACAGCCCUGCCGAGUACAGCGCCCUGCAGCCCGGGGCCAACCCUCCCGCAGAGCCCAACAGUGCCCAGCACAUCUCCCCCAGCAGCCACAGGCACAGCUCCUACGAGUGGAUGAGGAAAACCGGGCAAGCCACGUCCACAGGCAAAACAAGAACAAGAGAGAAGUACCGAGUGGUUUACACAGAUCACCAGAGGUUAGAGCUAGAGAAGGAGUUUCAUUACAACAGAUACAUCACAAUCAGGAGGAAGUCUGAGCUGGCUGCAAACCUCAGGCUCUCAGAGAGACAGGUGAAAAUCUGGUUCCAGAACCGCAGAGCCAAGGAAAGAAAGCUAAUGAAGAAGAAAAUGACCCCGUUUGAGGGCAGCAGCCUGGGCUCCCUGCAGAGUGACUCUGGCUCCGUGAGCCCCAUGGCCGGCCCCGACCCCCAGGCUCACCCCGAGGUGCCCAGUUCCCUGUUCCCAGCGCCCCCCCCACCGCCCAUGGGGGGGCUGCAGCACCCCGGGGGGCUGCAGCAGGUGGUGGCCUCGCAGUGA